AUGAGCUUCUUUGGGUUUGGACAGAGCGCAGAGUUGGAACUGGUGCUGAGCGACUCGGAGAGCAGGCGCCGGGCCGAGCAUAAAACCGAGGACGGCAAAAAGGAGAAGUACUUCCUGUUCUAUGAUGGCGAGACGGUUUCGGGGCGGGUCAUCCUCACCCUCAAGCACCCGAACAAGCGGCUGGAGCACCAGGGCAUCAAGGUGGAGUUCAUUGGGCAGAUUGAGCUAUAUUAUGACCGAGGAAACCACCAUGAAUUUGUCUCCCUGGUAAAGGACUUGGCCCGUCCUGGGGAGUUCACCCAGUCGCAGACAUUUGACUUUGAAUUCACACAUGUGGAGAAGCCAUAUGAGUCCUACACUGGACAGAAUGUGAAAUUAAGGUACUUCCUUCGCGCCACCAUCAGCCGCAGGUUGAACGACGUGGUGAAGGAGAUGGACAUCGUUGUGCACACCCUGAGCACCUACCCGGAGCUCAACUCCUCCAUCAAGAUGGAGGUGGGGAUUGAAGACUGCCUGCACAUCGAGUUUGAGUACAACAAGUCCAAGUACCAUUUAAAAGAUGUGAUUGUCGGGAAGAUCUACUUCCUGCUAGUGAGGAUCAAGAUCAAACACAUGGAGAUUGACAUCAUCAAGAGGGAGACCACGGGGACCGGGCCCAACGUGUACCACGAGAACGACACGAUUGCGAAAUAUGAGAUCAUGGACGGGGCCCCAGUGAGAGGAGAGUCCAUCCCCAUCCGGCUCUUCCUAGCGGGCUACGAGCUGACGCCGACCAUGAGAGACAUCAAUAAGAAAUUUUCUGUGCGUUAUUACCUCAACCUGGUGCUGAUCGACGAAGAGGAACGGCGCUAUUUCAAACAGCAGGAGGUAGUGUUAUGGCGCAAAGGGGACAUCGUGCGGAAAAGCAUGUCCCAUCAGGCGGCUAUCGCCUCGCAGCGGUUUGAAGGUACGUCCUCUCAGUUGGAGAGCAGGACGCCCAGCCAGCCCGCGGAGAACAACGGACGGCAGUGA
This is a messenger RNA of Euleptes europaea (tarantolino), 1011 nucleotides long. RefSeq names its product VPS26 retromer complex component B (gene VPS26B). The record is from RefSeq and is a predicted model, not a curated record. Gene Ontology annotation, biological process: retrograde transport, endosome to Golgi; intracellular protein transport. Lineage: Eukaryota; Metazoa; Chordata; Lepidosauria; Squamata; Sphaerodactylidae. Bases 1 to 1011 code for a protein of 336 amino acids. Gene Ontology annotation, cellular component: retromer complex; endosome. The transcript is spliced from 6 exons.